CUUUAAAACCCAACCCUACUUCAUUUCGGUUCCUUCUCUUUCUUCUUUCUCUGUCUCUUUCUCUUAAGUGUCUCUCUCUUGUUUAGCUACAGACUCUCUUAUACCAAAUAGGGAGGUGCAAAUAGCAAAUAGAACAAAACUAAGCAGAGAGAACUAAGAGAAAAAACAGAGAAAGAAGUUUCAUUGAUUCUCCCACUAUGGCUGCACAAACCAACGGUGGAGAUCUGAAUCAGAACCAAAACCAGAACCAGAACCAGCACCAGCAACAGCAACAGCAACAGUGGGCUCAGCAGCAGCCACAUCAGUAUCAACAACAAUGGAUGUCUAUGCAGUAUCCAGCUACUGCUAUGGCUAUGAUGCAACAGCAGAUGAUGAUGUAUCCUCAGCAUUAUAUGCCGUAUGUACAUCCUCAUCAUUAUCAGCAGCAGCCACCUCAUCAACAACAAGUGUCGCCGCCGCCAUCGGCGCAUAGUCAUCAUGGCGGCCAUCAACAGCAUCAGUAUCAGCAGCAUCAGCAGAAGCAGCUGGCACCUGAAGAGAUCAGGACGAUCUGGCUUGGUGACCUUCAUCAUUGGAUGGAUGAGACUUUUCUUCAUAACUGCUUUGCUCAUACUGGAGAGGUUGCAUCGGCCAAGGUCAUACGUAAUAAGCAAACUGGUCAAUCGGAGGGAUAUGGAUUUGUCGAGUUCUAUACGCGAGCAAUGGCUGAGAAAGUCUUGCAGAACUUUAAUGGUACUAUGAUGCCAAAUACCGAUCAGGCGUUUCGUCUGAAUUGGGCUACAUUCAGCGCUGCUGGUGGUGGUGGUGAAAGGCGUUCUUCUGAGGCUACUUCUGAUCUCUCUGUUUUUGUCGGAGACUUGGCCAUAGAUGUUACUGAUGCUAUGCUUCAAGAGACGUUUGCUAGCAAAUUCUCAUCUAUUAAGGGAGCAAAAGUUGUCAUUGACUCUAAUACUGGUCGUUCAAAAGGCUAUGGUUUUGUUAGGUUUGGUGAUGAAAGUGAAAGGACAAGAGCAAUGACUGAAAUGAAUGGUGUUUAUUGUUCUAGCAGGCCUAUGCGAGUAGGUGUUGCAACACCCAAAAAAACUUAUGGCAAUCCACAACAAUAUUCUUCACAAGCUGUAGUGUUGGCUGGUGGUGGUGGACACUCCAAUGGUGCCAUGGCCCAAGGUUCCCAAUCUGAAGGGGAUUCUAACAACACAACGAUAUUUGUUGGAGGACUUGACUCUGACAUUAGUGAUGAGGAUCUCAGACAACCAUUUUUGCAAUUUGGUGAUGUUAUCUCUGUGAAAAUCCCAGUCGGUAAAGGAUGUGGUUUUGUUCAACUUGCUGACAGAAAGAAUGCCGAGGAAGCAAUUCAGGGAUUGAAUGGAACAGUGAUUGGAAAGCAGACAGUGCGCCUUUCUUGGGGUCGUAGUCCAGGAAAUAAGCAUUGGAGGAAUGACUCUAAUGGUUAUGGAGGUCAUGGAUAUGGUGGCCAUGGAUAUGGAAGUAAUGGAUAUGCUGCUAGACAAAAUCAGGAUAUAGCUAUGCAACCCGCUGCUGCAGUUCAAGGGGCUUCCUAACGGUCAUAGCAGCACACUUGGUAUUGAAAUAGGAUGGAUUUUAUUGCCCUCUUAAGUGAACUGUAGUAUUAUUUUUAAAUUUGUAGCUGGGUUAUAUGGUACCCAGGCUUAUUAAGAUUAUAUAUUUAAGUGUCUGAAAUUUUGGAUUGAACCUGACCAUAUAAUAUGGCUCAGGUUAUUUUUGUUUUUUUUUUAACCGUUAGUAGACAGCUAAAAUUAUUUUUAAUACUAUCUUUACACAGUGCAACGUAGCUGCUUGCAAAAACUUGAAAUUGAGUGUAAAGACUGAACAAUAUAGAAAUAUUCAUUUCAUUUUCGAUCUUAAAAUUAAAAAGACAAUGUUAAUGG
Messenger RNA from Medicago truncatula (barrel medic), 1910 nucleotides. RefSeq names its product polyadenylate-binding protein RBP47. Lineage: Eukaryota; Viridiplantae; Streptophyta; Magnoliopsida; Fabales; Fabaceae. The coding region runs from base 198 to 1562 and encodes 454 amino acids. The transcript is spliced from 6 exons. Gene Ontology annotation, cellular component: cytosol. Gene Ontology annotation, molecular function: mRNA binding. The record is from RefSeq and is a predicted model, not a curated record.